AAAAAUUCAAAAGAUUUCUUCACUGCUCCCGGUUUCUUUCGGAAAAUCGACUCGCCCGGAAUGCCAAAUUUUCUACGAUUCGCUUUUUCUUUUGCUUUCUGACCUAACGAUAAAACUUGAAUAUUUAGGAAAGCGAAAAAGCGGCCUAUUUAGUAAAGCUUUGUUUGUUCUGCUUUGCUGAAAUAUCUUGCUCUCUGGUGCGAAUGCUGAGAUUGAGUUUAGGGAAAAGAUAAUUCGAGAUAGAAAGAGAUAGAGAUGGUGGUGAGGAAAGUAGGGAAGUACGAGAUCGGGAGGACGAUUGGCGAGGGAACAUUUGCGAAGGUUAAGUUUGCUCAGAACACGGAGACCGGUGAGAGCGUCGCCAUGAAAGUCCUCGAUCGCAAUACCAUUAUCAAGCACAAGAUGGUCGACCAGAUUAAGAGGGAGAUAACGAUAAUGAAGCUUGUCAGGCAUCCUUAUGUUGUUCGUCUUCAUGAGGUUCUAGCGAGCCGUACUAAGAUUUAUAUAAUAUUGGAGUUCAUCACAGGUGGUGAAUUGUUCGAUAAAAUAGUUCGUCACGGACGUCUUAGUGAAGCCGAAGCUCGAAGAUACUUCCAGCAGCUUAUUGAUGGCGUGGGUUAUUGCCACAGCAAGGGAGUCUACCAUAGGGACUUGAAGCCUGAAAAUCUUUUGUUGGAUUCCCAAGAAAAUUUAAAGAUUUCAGAUUUUGGUCUGAGUGCAUUGCCUGAACAAGGAGUUAGCCUUCUUCGGACAACAUGUGGGACUCCCAACUACGUAGCACCUGAGGUUCUCAGUCACAAGGGUUACGAUGGUGCUGUGGCAGAUGUUUGGUCCUGUGGAGUCAUCCUUUAUGUUCUGAUGGCUGGAUAUCUCCCAUUUGAUGAGCUUGAUCUCACUACGCUAUAUAGUAAGAUUGAGAAAGCAGAGUUUUCAUGUCCAUCCUGGUUUCCAGUUGGAACAAAAUCCUUGAUUCAUAGAAUUUUAGAUCCAAAUCCUCAAACUCGUAUUACUAUUGAAGAGAUCAGAAAUGAUGAAUGGUUUAAAAAGGGUUAUGUUCCUGUCAAACUUCUUGAAUAUGAAGAUGUAAACCUUGAUGAUCUAGAUGCUGUUUUCGAUGAUUGUGAGGAACAAAGGGCUGAUGAGCGAUGUGGGAAUGAGGACACAGGUCCUUUGAUUCUUAAUGCUUUUGACUUGAUAAUUCUAUCUCAAGGAUUAAACCUUGCAUCGCUGUUUGAUCGUGGCCAGGACUCUAUGAAGUGUCAGACACGCUUUGUUUCACAGAAGCCAGCAAAAGUCGUUUUAUCUAGUAUGGAAGUUGUUGCACAAUCAUUGGGUUUUAAGACUCAUAUACGCAACUUUAAGAUGAGAGUGGAAGGUCUUUCAGCAAAUAAGGACAGUCAUUUUUCAGUUAUUCUGGAAAUUUUUGAAGUCGCUCCAACAUUUUUAAUGGUAGAUAUUCAGAAAGCAGCUGGAGAUGCUGGUGAAUAUGUCAAGUUUUACAAGACUUUUUGUAGCAAUCUUGACGAUAUCAUCUGGAAACCACCUACUGACUCAAGCAAAUCAAGGAUCACCAAGGCAAAGAGUAAAAAGCGUUGAUUUUGUUUCCUGUAACAUAAUCUAGUGGGUUACACGUCCCAAUCUAGGGUUGACCCUAAGUUGUUUUUGUUUCCUGUAACAUCAUCUACAUUGUUACACAUUCAACUCUAGGGUUUACCCAUAUAGGCUCUCAGAUGUUACAACCUGAGGUUAGGACUACAGCUUACCUAAAGUGCAAUCAAUCCUCAAUACCCCACCAAACAUCCUCCCCAUUUUUUUUUUUUUUUGUCAGUUGAAAAAAAGAGAGGAAUUAGUGUUAUACAUGCCUAUUUGUUCCCUGCCAGUCUAAUGCUAGGUUUAAGCCGAUGGGAGUGUACGACUUUGUUGGUGAAUUUGAGUUGAAUGUAAUGUUAUAGUUCUUUAAUUGCCAAACAUAGUGUAAGUUCAGAACUUAUAUUUAAUUUUUGCAGCUUGUAUUAUAGUGA
Molecule: messenger RNA, 2021 nt
Organism: Alnus glutinosa
Lineage: Eukaryota; Viridiplantae; Streptophyta; Magnoliopsida; Fagales; Betulaceae
Product: CBL-interacting serine/threonine-protein kinase 8
Exons: 14
Coding region: 256-1596 (446 amino acids)
Biological process (GO): signal transduction; protein phosphorylation
Molecular function (GO): protein kinase activity; ATP binding
Source: RefSeq, a predicted model, not a curated record